Messenger RNA from Caenorhabditis sp. 36 PRJEB53466, 450 nucleotides. The record is from the annotation of a GenBank genome assembly. NCBI's taxonomy places the organism in Eukaryota, Metazoa, Nematoda, Chromadorea, Rhabditida, Rhabditidae.
AUGUCUUCGUACGCGCUGUAUCGUGGGACCACUCUCGGUCAGGCACUCGAGCAGACUCUUAAUGAUAUGGAAGAGGAGGGCCUUCUGCCGAAGCAGCUCGUCUCGAAAGUGCUCACACAGUUUGACAAGAGCAUGAACAAGCAGAUCUCUCGUUUGCCGAAGGAGAAAAUGAACUUCUGUGCGACCCAGCUGCUCACUUAUCGCUAUUGCGACAAUGUCUGGACGUUCAUUCUCAACAACGUCACUUUGAAGGAUCCGCAGAGAUCUUUUGACGAUCCAAUCGAAAAGUGAGCAAACAUCUUUAAAAAGGGACUGAAACCAAUAUGUUCCAGGCUCAAAAUCGUUGCUUGCGACGGUCGCCAAACGAGUCUCCUGCAAGGAGUUUCAGGACAAGGACCAUCUAAAAGAGUGGCCCGUGCUGCAGCCGAUGACGACGACGAGAGCGAUUAG